AUGAAUGACUUGGGUUCCCUUCACUACUUUCUUGGGCUUGAAAUUACUUAUGCUACUGCUGGUAUCAUGGUGCAUCAAGCUAAAUAUAAUAAGGAUGUUCUUCAGCGUUUUGGUACGUUAGGUGCUAAGCCUAGCUCCACUCCUCUUGCACUCGUAGCUGCUGAUUUGGGAACUCAUUGUUAUGUUGACUAUGCUAAGAAUUAUCGGGCCUUGAUUGAGGUGUUGCAUUACUUGACUUUUAGUCGCCCUGAUAUUAUGUUUGCCGUAAGAAAACUUUCACAGCAUAUACAUAUGCCUUAUUCCUCUCAUUUAGCUACUGCCAAGAGAGUGUUGCACUACUUGGGUGGUACAGUUGGCCUUGGUUUUCUAUUUCGGAAGGGUAGUGUUGAUUUAAUUCGCCUCCAAGCUUAUAUAUUCUGA
Molecule: messenger RNA, 420 nt
Organism: Momordica charantia (bitter melon)
Lineage: Eukaryota; Viridiplantae; Streptophyta; Magnoliopsida; Cucurbitales; Cucurbitaceae
Source: RefSeq, a predicted model, not a curated record